CUUACGUUCGUAUAGCCUGGCUUGGGCUUGGCUAGGCAGGUUUUCCACUUCAUCACAAAGUCUGUGGAAUAGCUUAAAUACAUUCGAUUGUAAAUAUGCUGAUAAUUUAACGUGUAUCAUUGUAUUGUCAAUCUGUUUAGUCUUUUUAAUGGCAGGAUGACAAGAGCCCAUUCGUGACUGCCAAGGCGAUGGUAACGUUACUCAUUCCUUUUACACGAAUGCAGGCUUGCAAGUGGAAUGGUCUUUUCAGCGUGGGAGAGGAAUUCGACGACGAGGACUUGCUGCAAGCAGACUGGACAGUGCCCACUGCCCCAGCCACCGCCCUACAGCCCAUAGAUGUUCAAGGGACCUCUACGUCAAAUACCUCAAAGCAAGCCAUCCCCGCCACAACCAUUACCAUUCCAAAUGAAUCUGACCUGGGGAAACAAGCUACUCAUAAUGUCCCUGGGCAGACCUCAGUUUUGGGGCUUAGGGGUUUUUCAGCAUCUAAGCUUCCCUCCACCUCAGGUGCUGGAACCUCUGCCAGUAUAUCUGACAUGAGAAACAGCAUCCAAAGUACUGGACCUACUCACCAGAACACCUUCACACCUGCUUCAGGUGCCUGCCCACUGGAUGACUUUGAUGACUGGGACGUGGAUCUUACGGACCUGGAUGAAAACGUCCCUCAUGUUGGGCAGCCUGCUCCAGUGACUAGCUUAGUCCCUCCAACGGCUAUCUCUAACUGGCCCUGCGAGGAUUCCAUAUCUCCAGCGAAGAGGAUGCGCCCUUCAGCCUGUGCCAACGGCUUAACUCCCCCUGGUCCCAGUUUGAGAGGCUUCAGCAUUGCUGCCCACACGCCUGAGCCUCUUGGAAGAGCCCCAAUCCCCAGAGACUCUUUCGCUACCCCUCGGCCAUCUCCAGGCCCUUUCCGAAACCCAGCUGCCCUCCCUGCCCCUCCACGUAGUCCGGUUAUUCCAAGGAUGGCGAGCAGCUUUCCCAGCCCUGUGGCGCCUAGACUGUGGAGGCCUCAGACUCCAGGGCAGACGGGCAGUGCCAUGGGCCAGCCUGCCGGGCACGUCAGGGGGGGGCUGUUUCAGGCCGUGUCCCCCUGCCCGUCCCCAACGCCCACCCCUCGCCCCCUCCACACACCGGUCCUGACCAAUCAUCUGGUCCAGCUGGUGUCUGCCUCCAAGAAGACGCCUCAGAGGCCACGCACUGACCCGUCCCGGCCCAAAACCCGACGCUUCCCUGGACCUGCUGGGAUGCUUCCUCAGCAGUUGAGUGGCAAAAGUCUGGAUGACAUUGUUGUGGCAGUUCCACAGACUCCCGCCCAUGGUGCUGUUGCUCGACUCAGGAGUGAGGUCCCCAGCUCGCAGCCGCCCGAUGAAGAGGACUUCAAUGGUGGUGCGUGGGCCGCCAUGAAAGCUGAGAUGGGAUUGGAUGAGAAGAACCCCUCCUGCUUCCUGCACUCCUACAGCGUUGUCAUGGUGCUCCGCAAGGCUGCACUUAAACAGCUAAACAAGAAUAAAGUUCCCAACAUGGCUGUUGUACUGAAGAGUAUUCUACACACACAUGCUGAUGCCAAGGCUGUUUUUAAAGACCCAACAGGUGAAAUGCAGGGGACUGUGCACCGCCGACUUCUAGAGGAUCGACAGGCAGAGCUCAAAACCGGAGCAGUGCUGUUGCUCAAACAAGUGGGUGUGUUCUCCCCCUCCCAUCGGAACCACUACCUGAAUGUCACGCCCAACAACCUGCUCCGGAUCUACCCGCCAGACGGAAGCCUCCAGCCCUGCACACUGCUGUCCCAGCAUGCCCUGGGGCCAGCAGAGAUGUGGGGUGAGGACUCGAGGACAGUAGGAGGUCCUGUGUCUCAGAUGGAGCUCCGCUUUGAGGACGAGGAGGACGAGGAGCAGUUGGGACAGGAGGACAGUAGAGUGCAGGAAGGCCUUCCUCAAGCUGCUGUCCACAACAAUGGACCAUUGCUGACCAAUGAGGGUGCAUGGGACACAGAUGGCUUGGAUGAGUUACUUGGAGAGUUGCCAGUGGAGACCUACUCUGUGUGAUGCCAGCCACAAGAUCAGUGAACCGCACUACAAUGCAUUCCCUUCAGUUGCCUGGAAGCUCACACACACACACACACACAGAGAUAGAGAGAGAGAGAGAGAGAGAGAGAGAGAGAGACACAGAGACACACAUGUACACACACACACACACACACACACACACACACACACCUGUUCAUGGUAAACAAUCUCUUCAGGUGGCUCCAUGUGUUGGGAUCAGGUGCGUUUGAUCUGUGCAGGAGCCAGAUCUGAGCCGGGGUCGGCACGUGGAGCGUUCCCCCUCGUGUAACACCUGUUGCCAUGGCGACGCAGCACGGCAGGUCCGAGGGAGAGGUCCGCCGCGCCUCGUGUCGUCUCGGCUUGACCGCGGCCCCCCCUGCCCCUGUUCCAGUCUGCUCUGUGACAUUUCUCAGUCCCUCAGACCCACACUGCGUCCUGGCACUGCCACUGGCAUCCCCACCCCGGUCUGGGGGCUACGCCAGCUUGGGCAUCACUUGUGCACGGACGCGUGCAGAGGCCGAGUUCACAGAGGACAUUGGAGCUGAACGGUUGAAAAUUCCUGUCUUUCUGGCCUUUUCUUCUUUUCCCCUCCCCUACUGCCUGUUGUUAUCAACUCUUUUGGCUUUAUAUUUGUUAUAACUAUUUUCGAUGAAGAGACUACUUAUGUUGUAAAAAUGUAUAUAAUUUAUAGUGCAGCCUAUCAGAUGAUGCGAUAGCACAUACUCUAUUAAAUGUGUGAUCUACUACACUAGAA
Alosa alosa (allis shad) is the source of this 2796-nucleotide messenger RNA. It is a transcript of the gene hrob, whose product is annotated as homologous recombination factor with OB-fold. Bases 189 to 2042 code for a protein of 617 amino acids. Gene Ontology annotation, biological process: recombinational repair. The transcript is spliced from 10 exons. The record is from RefSeq and is a predicted model, not a curated record. NCBI's taxonomy places the organism in Eukaryota, Metazoa, Chordata, Actinopteri, Clupeiformes, Clupeidae.